AUGUUUCCUUAUUUUUAUAUUUUGCUUUCUUAUGUUCUUUCUUUUUCAUUUUUAUGUCUUACUUCUCUCGCAUCAUACAUUUGUUUCUUUUCUUUUUUCUUCAUUCCUGUUUUUUUUUUCCCCAUUUUUCUUCCUGCUUUUUUUUUUCGUUUUUCUUCAAUCCGACUGUUUUGUUUCCAUUUGGAAUUUUCUUCCUUUCUGUAUUUUUUCGUAUUUUUUUUGUUUUUUUUUUUCAUUGCUGCUUUUAUUUAUUUUUUUUUUGUUUUUCUCCAGUCCAGCUUUACUUUUUUCGUUUUUCCUCAUUCCUGCUUUUUUGCGUGUUUUCUUUCAGUUUUCUUCAUUCCUGCUUCUUUGUUUUUUUUUUUUUUGGUUUUUUCUCAUUCCUGUUUUUUUUUUCUUCGUUUUUCCUCAUUCCUGAUAUUUUCUUCGUUUUUGUUCAUUCCUGCUGGGUUUUUUUUUAUUUUUCUUCAAUUCCUCAUUCUUCUUUUUUUCAUUCUUUUUUCUUUACGAUUAUUUCUUCUUGCUUUCAUUUUUCUCUCUUUUUCUUCCGUUCUUUCUUUCUUUCAUUCAUUCAUUCUUCCUUUCUCUCUUUCAACAUUUUUUUCCUUUUUUUAUUUUCUUCUCUCACGUUCUUUUCCUUUAUUUCUUUCUGUUUUCGCUUUUAUUUCUUGCUUUCUUCUAAUCAAGUAUCUCACUUUCGUUCUUUUAUUCUUAUUUUCUAAAUUUCUUUUCUCUUUCCCCUUUUCUUUUUUUUUUCUUUUUUUUUCUUUAUUUAGUCUGAUAACUUAUCUCAUUUCUUUUCUAGAUUUUCAACUCUUUCUAUCUUUUUCUUUCUUUCUUCUAAAAAAGGUAUCUCAUCUGUAUUUCCUUUUCUUUCCACUUUCAUGUUCUUUCUUUCUUUCUCCUUAUGAAUUUCUUGCUGUCUUUCUUUCUUUCUUUCUUUCUUUCUUUCUUUCUUUCUUUCUUUCUUUCACAAACUUCUUCUGCAACUUAAUAUCCGGCCCUAUUUCUCCUAAUCGUGACCUUCUAUAUUCAUUGUUUUUGUCUUCUUUCGCUCUUUCUUUCUUUCUUUUUUUCUUUCCAUUUUGUUUACUUAUUUUUCUUUCUUUUGCCUCUUAUGCUUUUUCUACAUAUAUUUCCAUAAUUUUUAUUUAUUUCCACUUUCUUUCUUUCUAUUUUCUUUCUUUUUCCUAUUUUCUUUCUUUCUAUUUUCUUUCUUUCUUUCCAUUCAACUUAUUUACACCACCUGAAUUUGUCUAUUUCAUUCCCUUCUUUCUUUCUUUCUUUCUUUCUUUCUUUCUUUCUUUCUUUCUUUCUUUCUUUCUUUCUUUCUUUCUUUCUUGCCGUUUUCCUGGCUUAUUUUUUUCUUUUCUAAUGUCGCCUCAGCAUUUUUUAAGUUUAUUUUCUUUCUUUCUUUUUUUUCUUUCUUUCUUUCUUUCUCGCCGUUUUGCUGGCUUACUUUUCUUUUCUAAUGUCACCUCCCCAUUUUCUUUCUUUCUUUCUUUCUUUCUUUCUUUCUUUCUCGCCGUUUUGUUGGCUUAUUUUUCUUUUCUAAUGUCGCCUCUAAUUUUUUUACUUUAUUUUCUUUCUUUCUUUAUUUCUUUCCUUCUUUCCUUCUUUCUUUCUUUCUUUCUCGCCUUUUUCCUGGCUUAUUUUUUUCUUUUCUAA
Molecule: messenger RNA, 1668 nt
Organism: Acanthosepion pharaonis
Lineage: Eukaryota; Metazoa; Mollusca; Cephalopoda; Sepiida; Sepiidae
Source: the annotation of a GenBank genome assembly